UUCAACAUUCAGGAAGAGAAACUCUACGUGUAGUACUGAUCCACGUUAAAAUUGGAUACAGUCGACAUGGACUUUUUCGUCUUUUCUGUUACUGAAUAAUUGCACUGCGGUGUGAAAGCACAGUUUUAAUAAUGAAAGGCAUGAAGUGUACAUUUGCAAUUUGCCUACUGGUGAUGUUUUUGAAUGUGUGCGCGGCGGACAAUGAUGAGAAAGAGUCGCUGGAACUGCAUGAGCAAGUCGUCGCUGCAGCAAAUCAAGAUCAGAUCGUCUUUACACCUAGUAAUAAUAAAAAUGCACAAUUAGACGAUGACGAUAUUUCUGCCUCCCACCAGAACCUGGGAGAUGGACUGUUUACCAGCAGGUUGAACGACACAGAGACUUCUGGAAAUGACACCCACCAUGCCACCACCCCGGUUGUCAAGGUGACGACCCCGGUGCCCCCAAGUCCUAAGCCCAUCCUCCCUGUGCAGACAGGGGUCAAGGCCCAGGAAGAGGAGCAGUCCAGUGGCAUGACCAUAUUCUUCAGCCUGCUGGUCAUUGGUAUCUGCAUCAUAUUGGUGCAUCUGCUCAUCAAAUUUAAACUGCAUUUCCUUCCAGAGAGUGUGGCUGUGGUGUCCUUAGGUAUUCUCAUGGGAGGCUUCAUCAAGAUCAUUGAGUUCCAGGAGCUUGCCAACUGGAAGGAAGAGGAAAUGUUUCGACCAAAUAUGUUCUUCCUCCUGCUCCUGCCACCCAUCAUCUUUGAGUCUGGAUACUCACUGCACAAGGGGAACUUUUUCCAGAACAUUGGCUCCAUCACCUUGUUUGCUGUUAUUGGCACGGCCAUCUCGGCCUUCAUCGUGGGAGGUGGAAUCUACUUCCUGGGACAGGCUGAUGUCAUCUACAAGAUGAGCAUGACAGACAGUUUUGCUUUUGGUUCCCUCAUCUCAGCCGUGGACCCCGUGGCAACCAUCGCCAUCUUCAACGCUCUCAACGUGGACCCUGUGCUCAACAUGCUGGUGUUUGGGGAGAGCAUCCUCAACGAUGCCGUCUCCAUCGUGCUCACCAACACCGCAGAGGGAUUCGCCCGUUCAGAUAACUUGGCCACGGGCUGGGAGACGUUUGUGCAGGCGCUAGGAUACUUCCUCAAGAUGUUCUUCGGUUCUGCUGCCCUCGGAACCCUCACAGGACUCAUCUCCGCCAUCUCUCUUAAGCACUUUGACCUCAGGAAGACUCCGUCUCUGGAGUUUGGAAUGAUGAUCAUCUUUGCCUACCUGCCCUACGGACUAGCUGAGGGGAUUAAACUGUCUGGUAUCAUGUCCAUCCUCUUUUCAGGGAUUGUGAUGUCGCACUACACGCAUCACAACCUGUCUCCCAUCACCCAGAUCCUGAUGCAGCAAACCCUCCGCUCUGUGGCCUUCAUGUGUGAGACAUGUGUGUUUGCCUUCUUGGGCCUCUCCAUUUUUAGUUUUCCUCACAAGUUUGAGCUGUCCUUUGUUGUCUGGUGCAUAAUCCUGGUGCUGCUGGGGCGGGCUGUGAACAUCUUCCCUCUGUCCUUCAUGCUCAACUUCUUCCGAGACCACAAGAUCACGCCCAAGAUGAUGUUUAUCAUGUGGUUCAGUGGCCUGCGGGGUGCCAUCCCCUAUGCCCUGAGCCUCCACUUGGGCCUGGAGCCCAUUGAAAAGCGCCAGUUGAUUGGCACCACCACCAUCGUCAUCGUCCUCUUCACCAUCCUCCUCAUGGGAGGCGGGACCAUGCCCCUGAUCCGCAUCAUGGACAUCGAGGAGACGUCGCGGCGCAAGAGCAAGAAAGACAUCAACCUCAGCAAGACGGAGAAGAUGGGCAACGCCAUCGAGUCGGAGCACCUGUCGGAGCUGACGGAGGAGGAGUACGAGGCGCACAUCUACCAGCGGCAGGACCUGAAGGGCUUCAUGUGGCUGGAUGCCAAGUACCUCAACCCCUUCUUCACCCGCCGCCUCACCCAGGAGGACCUCCGACACGGUCGAAUCCAGAUGAAGACGCUGACCAAUAAAUGGUACGAGGAAGUCCGACAGGGUCCGUCGGGAUCGGAGAACGACGAAGAUGAAGCCGAGCUCCUAUGAAGACGAUCGGACCAGCACAGCCACCGGCGGGCUCAGCGUGUGCAUCUGGGACCAGAGAGAAAGUUCCACAAGAGGACCACUGGACCUUCUUCUGUGUGUGGAAGAGUGACCAGACACCACAAGUGCCCACACUGAACCGUACCACUUCACUUGACUGUACACCACUACCAUGACCACCCCAGCCCACUACACCGAAGUAGAGAGUUUCUCCUGAACCAACCAGGGGCCUUCACAGAAUAUGGAGUGGCUUGGAAAUCAGUGAAUCCAGAAUAGAAGCUGCUCUUGUGCCAUGUAAUAACACUGCAACUAGAUACUUGUUUGGGAUAGGGGGACUGGUGAUCCCCUGUCCUGCGCUGUCACAAAAUAAUUUGAAUUUGAAGGGAGACCUCUGCUGCAUUAGGAACGUUGUGCUUCACGUGUGAUAGAACUGAUUUGGUGCUGGUUCUCGACAUGCUUUAAUGGCAGGGCUUAGCGUUCUUUGCGCCAUGUAGCUCCUCAGUUCGAAAACGUUUUUUUUUUAAGGAAAGCUCACAAAAAUAUUGAGAAAGAUAUUUCUCUAGUGAGGCAAUAUUAGAGCACUUUCAAUCACAGUUUCACAUUUUGCUGUGCUACUGCAAAUACUUACUUAAUUUAGGAAUGAUCUCUGUAAAGUCUACAAAUGGAUUUGUUAGGGUAUUUGCCACAUUAUAAUGUGAAACACAGGGAAUGCCACCAAUGAAUGUGGGGAUGAGGGGAAAAUGUCAUUUUUUUGUGUCUUAUUUAUCUUAUUUUAUAUUUAUCAAUUACAUAUUUGAUAUGUUGCUGGGAUAACAGCUUUUAUACUGUCACAGUUGUUGAAUGAUGUUGGUGGAAGUUGACAUUGCAUUGGUUAAACAUUAAAUUGUUUAAGGGUACCAAA
Molecule: messenger RNA, 2976 nt
Organism: Hypomesus transpacificus
Lineage: Eukaryota; Metazoa; Chordata; Actinopteri; Osmeriformes; Osmeridae
Gene: slc9a8
Product: solute carrier family 9 member 8
Exons: 16
Coding region: 132-2078 (648 amino acids)
Biological process (GO): sodium ion transport; proton transmembrane transport; regulation of pH
Cellular component (GO): membrane; Golgi apparatus
Molecular function (GO): sodium:proton antiporter activity
Source: RefSeq, a predicted model, not a curated record